Ectocarpus siliculosus is the source of this 2142-nucleotide messenger RNA. The record is from the annotation of a GenBank genome assembly. NCBI's taxonomy places the organism in Eukaryota, Phaeophyceae, Ectocarpales, Ectocarpaceae.
UAAUAAAGCAGGGUGUGGCAAACAAAAACCAUGCCUCAAAGGACUUCGAUAACGAACCCGUCAUCACUCGAGGUACUGGCGGAGGGCGGCGCCUCCAAGACGGAGAAUGAAGAAGGAGGCCCCCAGGUAGGACAAAGGUGGAAGGUAGCGUGGCGCGACGGUACGGUGCACCUCGCCGAGAUCGUCGAUAUCCGCAAGGCGGAGGGAAGCUCGGACGCCGCCACGGCCUCCGCCGCUGCCAAAGCUGGAUCUACGGAAAGAGGUAAGAAAGCUCCAGGGACCGCGGCGGCUGGAGGUGAGCCCAGCAGGUCUAGCAGUGCAGGAGGUGGAGGGGCUGUUUACGUGCACUAUGUGGACUUUGACCGGAGAUUGGACGAGUGGGUCGGGAUGGAGCGCGUCGACCUGGCGGCGGGGCAGCAGAGAGCGGUGGCGCAUCACAACGGGGACAAGCGACGGGUGACGACAAGGAUGAAACGAAAGUACGAUGAGAUGGGCUCAAAAAGCGGGCACGGGGGGGGCGGUGACAGAGAGGGGUUGGAUGCCAACAUCGCCAUGUUGGAGAAGGAGCACGAAGAGAUUACCAAGGUAAAGAACGUGCAGAGCGUGCUUUUGGGCAAGUUCGAGGUCGAGACGUGGUACUUCAGCCCCUACCCCGACGAUUACAGCAAGCUCGACAAGCUUUUCGUGUGCGAGUUCUGCCUCAAGUACAUGAAAAGGGAGUCGACAUUCACCCGGCACCGACAAAAGUGUACCAUGAGGCACCCGCCCGGGGACGAGAUCUACCGAGAGACCGCAGAGGGCGGCCAAGGUUGCGGCGUGUCGGUGUACGAGGUCGACGGCAAGACGAACAAGGUCUACUGCCAGAACCUGUGCCUGCUGUCGAAGCUGUUCUUGGACCACAAGACCCUCUACUACGACGUGGACCCUUUCCUGUUCUACGUGCUGUGCGAGGUGGACGACGCGGGCGCGCACAUCGUGGGGUACUUCUCCAAGGAGAAGUCCUCUCCUGAGGAGUACAACCUGGCGUGCAUACUCACGUUCCCCCCGUUCCAGCGCAAGGGCUACGGCAAACUGCUCAUCUCGCUCUCCUACGAGCUCAGCAAGCGGGAGCACAUGGUGGGGUCUCCGGAGAAGCCGCUGUCGGACCUGGGCAAGCUCAGCUACCGCAGCUACUGGACGUACGUGCUGAUGAACAUGCUGAGGGACUACAAGGGAGAGCUGUCCAUCCGGCUGAUCAGCAACAUGACGGCCAUCAAGACCGAGGACAUCAUCAGCACCCUGCAGUCCCUCAACCUCCUCCGGUACUGGAAGGGCCAGCACGUGAUCGCCGUGUCUCACACCACGAUCGACGAAUGCCUCAACAAGAGCUCCCGCUUCAAGCUGUGCCGACCGGAGUGCCUGACGUGGCCCGUCGAGCUGGAAGACUGAGAUCUCACCAGUCUCACGUAACUUUAAGCACGUUGUAGACAUGAGACAUUAGCACAAAGGGCGGGGAGAAAACAAAAAUAUAUGUUGCUGUGCGUUCGUUUGGGACCCUAGAGUCUCGCCCUGCGAUUUUUUGUACCGGUAUUGGUCGUCAAUCCUCUGUUUUGCAUCAUUUUACGCGUAUUGUUGCUUGCCGGAGAAAAAAACGCGCUUGUUGUGUGUUUGGGUUGUCGUGAGCUUCCACAUUGAUGUGGUACCGUUUGUGGUUUCCUCAUGCGACAUCGUCGACGGAGCUUUCGUGAAUGCAGUGAUACAGUGUACAAGCCAUGCAUGCCAAGAAAACACACGUGCAUGAUCUCUUGCGUCUUGUUCCCAUUAAACUGGUAAUAGUUGAAGAGUAUCAUAGAACGCGGCACCACACAUGGUACGCAGGAAGAGGUCUCCGUCCUGUUUGUUACUGCGCUGAUAAUCUCUCGUAUUGAUAAGUCGGUCUUUUUUCUUGUUGUUGUGUACUGGUGUGGAGGGUAUCUAUUUUGCGAUGACGGUGUGUGUGCUACAAUGUGCUGACCGCGACUCUCUCCGCUCGGGAUACUUCGUCGCCCGCCUUGUAGAAAAGAGAAAAGAGGGUUGUCACCACUUGUAUUUUUGGUUUUGGGAGAAGAAGGCGUUUUCAUGUUGUAUUCGAAGGGCGAUGAAAAAAAAGUGAAAUGUAGCGUA